AUGGGUAGCAUAGCAGCAAAUCCUUUCCAAGAUGUGCCAGCGGGCCGAACAGAGGGCCUCGAAGCUCUUAUUACGCAGUUCCGAGAGGAUACAGAUCCCAACAGAACUGAUCUCUUAGUGGGUGUGUACAAAACGGACGAAGGGAAAGCAAUAAUUUCAACGCAAACACUCGGCGCAAGUGGCGGGUGCCAUGUCGGCGCAGUUAUGUUGAAAAAUCAUUACGGACCGUGGAAGGAGAAUGGGAACCCCGAGAUAUUUCUUCCCAGCGAGUCAUGGUUGAAUCAUCCUUUCCUAUUCCAGUCUGCGGGAAUUAAGGCUAGUUUUCUGCCAUAUCUUAGCAGCAAAACAAACAAAUUCGAUUUUGCAAGCUUUACAGAAGCUAUUAAAUUGUUACCAGCUCAAUCUGUCAUUCUUCUCCAGUCUGGAGCCCAGAACCCAACUGGAUGUGAUCCCUCACCAGAUCAAUGGCAAGAGCUAGCCUCGAUCUUCAUACAGGGCGGUCAUUUGGCAUUCUUCGAUGCUGCAUAUCCCGGUUUCGCCUCAGGGGACAUUGACACGGAUCUUGAAGGCGUUCGUUUGUUUGCUGAGCGAGAAAUCCCGCUUGUUUUCGUCUCAACAUACGGUAAGUGUUUUGGUCUCUACAGCGAACGCGUUGGAAUUCUCUCGAUUCUUGCUCCAAGCGAGGAAGUCGGAAAGAGAAUAGAAAGGCACAUGAAACUACUCGCACGAGCAGAGUCCGGCGCGCCGCCUGAUUUCGGGUCCAAAAUUGUUGAAACGGUUCUAUCAGAUGAUAUUUUGCAGCUCCAAUGGCGGCAAGAAGUGCGAGAUAUGGCGAAUCAACUUAAGAGUCGUCGAAUUGCGCUAAGAGAAGGAUUGGAGAAAUUGGAAACACCAGGUAACUGGCAGCAUAUCACUGAUCAGAACGGAAUGUUUUCAUAUGUUGGACUAUCCGUGGAACAAGUCACACUGCUCCGAAACAAGUAUCAUGUUUACCUUCAGGAUUCUGGAAGAAUAUCUAUCGCUGGGCUCAAUAAGUUCAAUAUCGACUACACUGCUCGCAGUAUUAGCGCUGUUGUCAAAGCUACAAAACCAGAAUGA
Penicillium vulpinum is the source of this 1098-nucleotide messenger RNA. Its product is annotated as Pyridoxal phosphate-dependent transferase major region subdomain 2. The coding region runs from base 1 to 1098 and encodes 365 amino acids. Gene Ontology annotation, molecular function: L-aspartate:2-oxoglutarate transaminase activity; pyridoxal phosphate binding. Gene Ontology annotation, biological process: L-aspartate biosynthetic process. Gene Ontology annotation, cellular component: cytosol. Lineage: Eukaryota; Fungi; Ascomycota; Eurotiomycetes; Eurotiales; Aspergillaceae. The record is from RefSeq and is a predicted model, not a curated record. The transcript is spliced from 6 exons.